CUCCAUCAGUAAAAUGUGGAUAAUAAUACCUCAGAGAGUUGUUACAAGAAGUAGUUAAUGUUUGUAGAGGGCUUAAAAGACCUGAGUGUUAUUAAUUAAGCCCCAUGACACAUUAAGGUAAGAGUUAGUGAACCAGGUUUACACAUGGAUGAACCGAGGCAGGAAGAGAUUAUGAUUUAGCUGGAGUAACAUAUUGGAUCUGUGACAAUAGCAGAAAACAAGUUGUAACUACUUCAUGCUGUAGGCACAAGCGAACCAUUCUGUAUAACAGAUAAGUUUCCAAGAUUAUUUGCCCCUCCCUCACUCCCCCCCCUUCCAAUUUCAAGCUUUUCUGCUUGAGGAGGGUUUGCCUGUGUGACUUCCACUUGACUGGAUAGCUCCAAGGACACUUGUGGCUUGCCCACUUGAAAGUGUUUCAGCAGUUUUCAUAACAAGAUAUAUGUUCUAGGACGCAGGCCAAAUCCCGACUUAAAUUCCAUAAAACAUUCUCCACUUUUCCCCUGAAAACAUUGUGUGGAACUUAGUUAAGACUUGAUCCCGUUCCAGUUGGUGGAGUACGCACUGAAGCUGACAUUCCUGCUUCAUUUGAGAAGGUUCUGUAGUUAGCGAACAAAUUCCCUUGUCAGUGUGGCCCAGAGAUUUAGUGGCACAGUUGGGUCACUUCUCCACCCAUGGAAACACCCCACAAAUGCUGGAGCUGGACUUGGCUUUUCAUCAUUUAAAAGUAGUUUUCGACCUUCAGACUUCCACCACAAGUGCUGAUAACUCCACACUGAUGCGACCACUGCUGAGGAGCAUUAAGCAGUUAAAAAGAAAAGAGCCUGCUGAAUUCAAAAGGAAACGUAGUCUUCAUCUUACGGAGUUUUUCCAUACUGUACUGCCUUCUCUUUUCUCUGAUCACUUGUGCUGCUGCUGAGGUCGACACCAGCAAAAACAGUGCUUGCAGGAGACUUUGAGAAUCACGUUUUCUAUGCAAAGAUUUCAUUCCUGUGGAAGAAACUUUUUCCAUAGGUAUAAGUGGAAUAAUAACUUGGAAUAGUUGCCUGGUUUUGUAAGAACAGGUACCGACAGUCAAACAGAAUUACUUUGGCAAGAGCUCACCAGAAAAGCUCGAGCAGGGGGGGUUGAGGUGACCUCCCGAGUUCCCUUCCAACCUCCACCAUUCCAGGAGUCCGUAAAAUCAGGAUGUGUGGAGUAGGGCUGGAAUUCCCCAGAAGUUCAGAAUUCAUGUGCAUUUCUAGACACACGUGUGCUCUGACAGGAGCUUGUGAUUUCUUGCCCUUUUGAAGGAAUAUCUGGAAGUUCCAAGACAUCACUGUCAUAGUUGCAGGAUCCCAGCUGGAGCCAGAGGGACUGUACAACUCUAACACUGCCUCUCCGACGGUACGGGUUUGCAGCUUUCCCUGUUCAAACCCCUGCAAGUCCUUCCCCAUCCGUGUGGUUUCAGCCUUGUCCCCACAGGGGAGCUGGUUCUAUGUGCGAUGGUUUUUGGCUUGGAUCAUGUCCCCAUAGGACUAUUAAGAUCAUCCCAGAUUCAAAGGCUGCCCCCCACACACACAUACUUGCCCUGCCACUGCAUCCUUAUUCCAUACUUUCUCAGGAGCAUUCCUCUGUCAAGUGCCUUUCUGAUUCAUUACUGUGACUAGAUCAGAUAUGAUGGCUCUUACUCCUGUUAGCCCAGAAAGUAAAGGACUAAGUCUGAAUGAAAUUCUUUCAUUUGCUGGCAGCUUCCAUUACCACUAAGUGCUGGCACCAAUCUCUUGUAAAUUUUAAAUGGGAGCUUGUUUUCCAUCUCUUGCAUAUGAAAAGUUCCUUUGAUGUUUAUAGAUCCCAGUUAAGUCUUCAGGAAAUGCACAUACCCACCUGAAGUGCCCAGCUGAUGCAUCAGAUUCAUCCUAGAUUGCAGUGUUUAGGGCCAGACUGUUUAAAUUGAACCACAUUGUUGCUACUGUAAGGGAGCUGUAAGCUCUUUCCAGGCUCGUUCAAAAGAGGAGCUGUCUCAGGGAGAGGGUUUGGUGGUGUCAGACCCAAAUGAACAUGGGUUAAUUUGCUCAAGUGCAGAGUUGAGUGCAGCGUGGUGCAUCUCUUGUGGUUGCCCAGAGGAGAAGCUCCCAUAGGCGAGGUACUCUGCAGCCAAUGCAGCGUGCUGUUUGCAGGCUGAGCUGCCUCCGUGGCCAUUAUUUAGUGUUCUAGAAAAAUAAAUAUUUUACAUUCACAGAUGAAGACAUUUUCAAUAGCACUUGAAAAAUUAAGUGUGAAAUCAUCCCCAUCUAAAGCAAUCAGUCUCAGGGGCUGGAUAGUGGCUUCCCAGUUGGCAGUCCUAACUUGGUGUAAAUAAAUGACUUCCCAAUCAGAUCGGUUUCAGUAAUUACUUUGAUUAGUAACUGAAGGUCCUCUUCACUACAGAGAAGUUCUUUCAUUGCACCUCGUGAUCCCAGGAAAAUACUUAUCAGGACAAUCUGGUGCAAGCAAGUAAUGAGCUGAGUGUCACCACUGCCAGCCCCACCAGCUGUGGGAUCAGAUACUGGUCCUCACUGCCUCAGUUUCACUGCAUGAUGGGUCAGCAGUUGUGGUGAUGCUGUGGUCUGGGGACAAGGGGAGAGGAUGGGCAGCCACUGGAGGACAGGCUUAAUCCAGCCACCACAUUGGGUUCUGGUGUAUUGUGACAUAAGAAAUCCACCUCCCCAUGGGGAAAUGUUUGAGAGCUCAGCCCCAUCAGAGCACCAUGCACCUGGCUAAGAAAGACCCUGAAGGGCAGCUGGCUAGCUGCUUUACAUGUGGUACACAGGAAAAUGAGGCUGAGAACGCGGAAAGCUUCUCAGCAGUCGAAUCAGAUCCACAAAGCACGUGCUUUGAGGGCAAAGAGGAAACACUCGGAGGUGGAGGAGAGCUUACCUGUCAGCGGAGGCAGGCCCGCCAAGAAUGACACCGGCCUGCUGUCAUCCAUCAAAAAGUUCAUCAAAGGAAGCACGCCCAAGGAAGAAAGAGAAAAUCCUGCAAAAAGAAGUAGGAUCGAGCGGGAUAUCGAUAACAACUUGAUCACAUCCACACCUCAAGCAGGAGAAAAGCCUAACAAACAGAUCUCUCGAGUGCGACGGAAAAGUCAGAUGAAUGGAGAAGCUGGAAGUUAUGAAAUGACAAACCAACAUGUAAAGCAAAAUGGGAAACUAGAAGAUAAUCCUACCACUGGCAGCCCCCCCCGAACCACGUUACUGGGAACCAUAUUUUCUCCUGUUUUCAAUUUUUUUUCACCAGCAAAUAAAAAUGGAACAUCAGGAUCAGAUUCUCCAGGACAAGCUGUUGAAGCUGAAGAGAUAGUCAAACAGCUUGAUAUGGAACAGGUUGAUGAGAUUACCACAAGUACUGCAACAUCAACCAACGGGGCAGCUUACACGAGCCAAGCAGUGCAGGUCAGGUCCACCGUCAACAAUGGUUUGGAAGAGGUGGAGGAAACAAAUGAUCGGGACCUGCCACCACUUACAGCACCAGUAUCUCCAGACAGUGGCUACUCAUCAGCCCAUGCAGAAGCUACCUAUGAAGAAGACUGGGAAGUCUUUGAUCCGUAUUAUUUCAUCAAACACGUUCCACCACUAACAGAAGAACAACUGAACAGGAAGCCAGCUCUUCCACUGAAAACAAGAAGCACACCAGAAUUCUCCUUAGUUCUAGACUUGGAUGAAACAUUAGUGCACUGUAGUCUAAAUGAAUUAGAAGAUGCUGCACUCACUUUUCCAGUUCUUUUUCAAGAUGUCAUUUACCAGGUGUAUGUCCGAUUAAGGCCAUUCUUCCGAGAAUUCCUGGAACGUAUGUCUCAGAUUUAUGAGAUCAUUCUUUUUACCGCUUCUAAGAAGGUGUAUGCAGACAAGUUAUUGAACAUACUAGACCCUAAAAAGCAACUGGUCAGGCAUCGACUCUUCCGCGAGCAUUGUGUUUGUGUACAAGGAAACUACAUCAAGGAUUUAAACAUUCUUGGUAGAGACCUUUCAAAAACCAUCAUCAUUGACAAUUCACCGCAAGCCUUUGCUUACCAGCUUUCGAAUGGAAUUCCUAUAGAAAGCUGGUUCAUGGAUAAAAAUGACAAUGAACUCCUAAAAUUGAUUCCAUUUCUGGAGAAACUUGUAGAGCUGAAUGAAGAUGUCCGACCUCACAUCAGAGACAGAUUUCGCUUGCAUGACUUGCUACCCCCCGAUUAAAGCCUUUUGCCUCGUUACUGAAGGGGGAGAAAAUGCAGGACCCUUUUGGACUAAAACAAAACAUUGCCAUUACUGUUGAAAUUUUGCAUUUUUGUACCCCGUCUUGCUUUUCUUAUCUUUGGUGCCCAACAAUAAUCAAGGGUUACAGGAAGAGACUUUCUAUGGCUGAGGUUGAACACGUUCAGUACUCCACCGUACAAGCCCGUGGGUAGGCUAGAACAGAAGAGUCUUUAGAACUAGUGCAACUCCAACACGUUUUUGUAUGUCCAGGACAUCUGCGGUUUAUAAAGAAUUCUGUUUCUGCCACCAGCAGUUUGACCUGUAGAAACACAGGAUUUUAUGAUACAACAGAGAUUGAAAAUGGACUCGUGUUUUCUCUCUGUUCGGUGCUCUAAGUGGGUUUGUAGCCACUUUUCUGUUACUUUUAAGAUUCUCAUUUCAACAGGAAUGGCCAGUAAAAAGUUGUUUUAUUUUUCCUGUUAAGGUUUAUAACCUUUUUACAUUUUUGACCUGUAUUAGAUUAGAAUUUCAUUAUGCAUUCCUUUUAGUUGAGGCGCUUCAUAGUUUUUCUGGAAAUAGCCAAAUUUUCCUAGUUUUUUAUUAAACAGUUGAUGGCCGUUUU
Molecule: messenger RNA, 4815 nt
Organism: Neopsephotus bourkii (Bourke's parrot)
Lineage: Eukaryota; Metazoa; Chordata; Aves; Psittaciformes; Psittacidae
Gene: CTDSPL2
Product: CTD small phosphatase like 2
Exons: 13
Coding region: 2793-4193 (466 amino acids)
Molecular function (GO): phosphoprotein phosphatase activity
Source: RefSeq, a predicted model, not a curated record